Messenger RNA from Eriocheir sinensis (Chinese mitten crab), 2981 nucleotides. RefSeq names its product vacuolar protein sorting-associated protein 41 homolog (gene lt). Gene Ontology annotation, biological process: vesicle-mediated transport; cellular response to starvation; endosomal vesicle fusion. The record is from RefSeq and is a predicted model, not a curated record. The coding region runs from base 166 to 2814 and encodes 882 amino acids. The transcript has 19 exons. Gene Ontology annotation, molecular function: protein binding. NCBI's taxonomy places the organism in Eukaryota, Metazoa, Arthropoda, Malacostraca, Decapoda, Varunidae. Gene Ontology annotation, cellular component: HOPS complex; late endosome.
GCCAACAGGAGGAGGUGCCGUUGUAAAGGCAAUAGGUCUGAGUGACACCAUCCAUCACACCACAGCUGACCCUCCUGCUGGCCGCCCCGCCCCCUGCGCCGCGCCACCCCCCCUGCUGUCCCUGUCCCUGGCCACACGGACUGAGGCAGAGAGAAACGGGAGACCAUGGAGAAAGACAAGGAAGAGGCGAUGAAGGAGGAAGCAGCGGCAGGAGAAGAGGAGGAUGACUCGGAGGAGGAGGAGGAGGAGGAGGAGGAGCCGAAACUGAAGUAUGAGAGAGUGUGUGGAGGACUGAGGGAGAUUUUAAAGAGAGACGCGGCGACUUGCAUCACUGCCAACUCGAAGCUCCUAAUCAUCGGCACCAGCUGGGGGCGGGUGCAUGUGCUAGACCAUCAGGGUGACAGAGUGCGUGAGUUUGCACCCCACUCGGCCCCUGUCACGCACCUCACCCUGGACGCCAACGGGGACUACGUCGCCUCCUGCUGUAAGGACCGAAGGGUGGUUGUGCAGGGCCUCUACGCAAACGAUAAUAGUCACACCCUCGUCGUCGAUGCGCCCGUCCGCUGCGUUGCCCUCGACCCCUUCUACUAUAGGGCCAGGAGUGGGCGCCGCUUUGUUGUGGGUACAAACAAACUCACACUCUACGAAAAAGUUCUCUUUGGCCAACUGCGUCCCUCCAUCCUUGCCGAGGGGGGCGGGGGAGGGCCGGUGAGGGCCAUGAGGUGGGCGGGGCAGUUCCUAGCGUGGGCCAUGGACUCUGGCGUAAGGGUGACGGACAUGGCUACAAAGAACAUCAUUACGCUCAUCAAGAGAGAUCACAGCUUGGCGCUCCCCGGGGACCAGUACCCACCUCACUUAUGCUGGGCGGAUGAACAGACGCUGCUGGUCGGAUGGGCGGAUACUGUGAAGGUGUGCAGGGUGCGGAUAAGGGCAGCUCCACCUCAUCCACCUCAGCUCGCUCCAGCUCAGAUUGCGCUCCCCAUGCAUUACUUGGAGAUCGUGUACAUGUUCACAACGGACUUUUACGUAUGUGGUCUUGGCCCACUUGACGACCACGUUGCCGUACUAGCCUAUAACAAGCAGACCGACAGGCAGCAGGGCGGGACGGAAGGUGGAGGAGGGGCGGAGGGCCAGAGCGGAAUGGGCGUGGAGUCCCGGCGUCCGCAGAUGAGGGUGCUGGAGCCUCUGCAGGGGACUUACGAGGAGAUAUCGAAGGACGUUCUCGGCAUACGGAAUUUUGAGGAGCAUUUCCCUGUUAAUUACCAUCUGGAGUGCUUGGUGGAGGAGCGGCAGUUCUUCAUCGUGUGUCCGCGCGAUGUGGUUGUGGCGAAACCGCGCUCCGCUGAUGAUCGCAUGGAGUGGCUGCUGCAACAUGAGAGGUUCGCGGAGGCUCUGGAGCUUGUGAGGUCAUCGCGAGAGGUGCGUCAACAUACCGUCCUCAGCGUGGGCCGGGAAUUCAUUGACCACCUCAUGCGUGUACGUCAAUACCAGGAGGCUGCCAAGAUGUGCACACAGAUCCUAGGGCAGGACAAGGCACUGUGGGAGCAGGCUGUGGUGUGGUUCAACAAAGUGCGGCAGCUGCGAAUCUUGAGUCCGCAUCUGCCGCAGGGGGAGGAUGGACUGUGUCUCGACCCUGCCGUGUACCAGACUGUCCUGCUCGACCUGCUCAUGACGGACCACCAGGGGUUCCUCCAAGUGGUGCAGCAGUGGCCGGGGAACCUCUACAAUGUCUCCUUCGUCAUCAACGCCGUGCUGGAGUCGCUGGCUCGGAACACCAACAACCUCACCCUGCUCCGAGCCUUGGCGCACCUCUACUCCAACAUUGAGAAGCACGACAAGGCUCUGGCCAUCUACCUGAAGCUGAAGCACAAAGGGGUAUUUGCACUCAUUGACCGACACAGUCUCUACGGAUGCGUCACCAAGCACGUCACUGACCUCAUGGCACUCGACCUCUCCGCGACCCUCGACCUCUGCAUCAAACACGUGUCGGCCAUCCCCCAUGAGUCUGUGGUCAACGCCCUCAUGCCGAACCACCCUGAGUUCUUGUAUAGGUUCCUCGACGCACUCUACGAGCACCGCCGUAACCUCAGUCGCCCGUACCACACUAAGCUGGUCACGCUCUACGCCGACUGGGACCGUAAGAAACUCCUACCCCUCCUGCAGCACUCUUCCUCAUACGACCUGGAGGCGGCGCUGAAGGUGUGUCAGGAGCGGUGUCUUACGGAGGAGAUGAUCUACUUGCUGGAUCGCACCGGGAAUGGCCAGGAAGCACUGCGGCUCAUUCUGGAGGAGCAGCAGGACCUCCCAUGGGCCAUACGCCUCUGCAAGGAGCAUGAUGACAUUGACCUGUGGGGACAACUCAUUAAUUACGCCCUUGAUAAACCAGAGUGCGUUAGGGAGCUUCUCAAUAACAUCGGCACCCACAUUGACCCUCUGCUGAUCAUCCAACGCAUACCAGACCAUAUGGAGAUACCUGGGCUGAGGGAUGCGCUCGUCAAGAUACUCCAGGACUACCAUUUGCAGAUUGAGCUUCUAACAGGGUGUCAGCGCAUCCUGGUCUCAGACGGGAGCAACCUACUGAAGAAGCAAGUGGCCACACAGAACGCCGGACUACCUGUGUAUGGUGAUGCGGAGUGUGCUGCAUGCAACAAGAAGGUGCUAAACCACAGGCGAGCCGGUGAGCAGGGCAGCAUCGUUGUCUUUGCCUGCCGUCACAUCUACCAUCAUCUGUGCUUACCUGAGGAUGCUGGCCAGGAGCAGGAGGUGUGCCAGGUCUGCAGAAACGACUUGAAGAAGAAUUUCCUCACCAUAUAGAGAGGGACACCACAUUCCUGGGCUUAUACAUUAUUAUCAUAAUCUAUCCUUAUAAUUUAUUCAUUAGUGUUAUUUUUUGUCAUCUUUGUGGUCAACAACUAUUCACUCCUCCUACACCACACCUGACUGAGAGUAUCAAAUUAUACCUGUAAAAAUUGUGUGUGUAC